Molecule: messenger RNA, 912 nt
Organism: Spinacia oleracea (spinach)
Lineage: Eukaryota; Viridiplantae; Streptophyta; Magnoliopsida; Caryophyllales; Amaranthaceae
Product: protein CutA, chloroplastic
Exons: 6
Coding region: 29-604 (191 amino acids)
Biological process (GO): response to metal ion
Molecular function (GO): copper ion binding
Source: RefSeq, a predicted model, not a curated record
UAUUCAAUUUCAAUGAUAGAAAGUAGAGAUGGUAUCACCUCUUUGCUCCACCACUUCCAGACCCUCUUUCUCGUUGUCCUCGGUGGUGCGAUCCUCUACACUACGGCGUAGGUUUCCAAUCGUAGGCGCAAUUUGUGUUCUCACUUUUGGCAUCUCCAGUUUCUACCCUUCAAUUUCAUCUCCUCUCAGAACUAGCUUCGCUCACUCUCUCUCCUCCUCUUCCCCACGACAAAAGGAGCAAUCAAGAAGCUUUCAUUCUACUAUAAUGGCGGCAACUAGCAGCACUGUGCCUUGCAUUGUUGUUUAUGUCACUGUUCCUAACAAGGAAGCAGGAAAAAAGCUGGCAGAAAGCAUAGUAAAAGCGAGACUUGCAGCAUGUGUAAAUCGUGUACCAGGUAUUGAGUCUGUUUAUGAGUGGAAAGGAGAGAUACAGACUGAUUCAGAGGAGCUACUUAUAAUUAAAACCAGGGAAUCCCUCUUAGAUGCUCUGACUGAACACGUUAAGGCGAACCAUGAGUAUGAGGUACCGGAAGUGAUUGCUAUGCCUAUCAUUGGCGGAAAUGCCCCUUAUCUUGAGUGGCUCAAGAACAGCACUAGGGACUGAAUCUCUGCCAUAGAGCUGAAACAUUAACUACGUAACUUGAUGAUGGAUCGUUCAUUGUCAAUAGAAACAAUCCUGGUUUGGUUUAAUGUUAUCUCAUGAUCAUUUACUUACACUGUCGAUAGAAUCUUAGAUAGUCUUAAAGAAUGGCCACCAUCAAAGAGGCUCCUUGUUUAAUAAUUUGAUGCAUAAUUGCGUUUAGUAGUAUGCAAAUGAAAAUUAUAGCACGAGUAUGUGGAUUGAAAAGAAAGUUUUUAUGUACAACUUUGUGACAGAUUUGUAUCGAUAAAAGAUGUCAUAUUCUCUCUCAA